Molecule: messenger RNA, 8111 nt
Organism: Lates calcarifer (barramundi perch)
Lineage: Eukaryota; Metazoa; Chordata; Actinopteri; Centropomidae
Exons: 10
Coding region: 143-3196 (1017 amino acids)
Source: RefSeq, a predicted model, not a curated record
CCCCCCCCCCUUUCCAUUCUUAUAUUGGUGCAUUCUGCCUGCAUGUAUUGAUCAACACACACACACACACACACGCACACACACACGCACACACAACAGCUCCACCUCCUCUGCAGUGUAGCGACAGCUAGCAAGAACAGCAAUGGAGGAGCCUGCAGUGCAGCAGGAAAAAAUAGAGGGAUCAUGGGAAGGAGGACAUGAUGGAGGAAAGGCUGACUGGAAGAGUGAGUGCUCCCUCUCCUCCCUCCUUAAACACUCCUGUCUUCUCUGCUGGUCGUCUCCCAGGGACAUGGACGUCGAGGAAACAGAUGAGAGAGUCCUCGCCAAGGCAACCGAGAUCAGAGUAAGAAGACCGCAGCACCUAGCACUGGAGCUGGAGAAUGCAGUGGCAGUGGAGAACUUGGAGCUUCAGGAGCAGCAGUCGGACCGCAAGGAGCUGGAGGAGACUCUGGUGAAAUUAGAAAGACACAAAGAGAAACUGGUGCAGCAAAUAAAGGCAACCAGACAGCUCUGCUAUGAAGAGAGUCAACAGAUCCUGUCUCUGCAGGCUGAGGAGGUGCAGAAGGAGAGCCAAGUAGAGGAGUAUGAGAGGGAACUUGCCAGAGCCAGAUGGAGGUUGAGGAGGCUCAGAGAGGAGGUGAAACAGGCAAAGCAGAAGGUGGAAGAGGCUGGAGAAAGGAACACUCCUCUGCAAGACUCCAUCAGACAGUCCUAUGAAGAGAUUCUGCAGGAAGAGCACACUCUGUGUUCUCUGUCAGGAGGUGCAGUCACUCCAGAAAGCCAGCUGGAGGAGUCAGCAUCUCCUGCAGACACCACUGAAGAUGAUCCACUUCCUAUGAGGCCAUGGGGAAGGAGCCAAUCACUGCCUGCCUAUGCUGACCUGAUAAUGAGGGCCAGUGGCUCGUCUUUUUGCAAUAAUCUAGCAGAUACCAGGGAAGAAGCAGAUGACAGCGGCUCCAGUUCUCCAAAGAUGGACCGAUCUGACAUAGAGGAUGACCCCGAGGAGGGGGAGAUCAACAAUGAAAGGAGAACAGAAAGAGAGAAAGAAGAGUGCACUAUCAACCCAAACCCUCUCAGCCAACUGGACUUUUACCAAGCCGACCCCUUUGCCCACUGUCAGAGUGACCAUGACCUUUUCAAUGAAGACCUGUUCCCUAAAACUGACUCAUCUGAUGGAUUUGCUUCAGACCCUUUCAAAGGCAGCAACCCCUUUGCAGCAGAUAAUUUUUUCCCAGAGACAAACAUUGGCAAUGAUGAGGGGACAGGAAAUGUUGGUGAUGAGGUGGACACCAGUCUGUCCUGUGCUGAAAACAAAGCUUCAACAGGAACUCAGUGCUUUGAAUCUGAAUUCCCUGAUGAAGACAGUGACAUAGAGAUUAGCUACAGCCGAGAGGAUCUGGACGCCAUUGCUGUUGAUGAUUGUCAUGGAUUUAAACCCAUUCAGAGCUCAUCAGAGGAGCUGGGACCAGAGCCCAUCCAGGGCUGGAGGUCCCAGGGUCAGUAUUCUGUGGAAUCAGACCCUAAUGGGUAUGAGCUGGAUCUUGGUGCUGUCUCCCCUCCCUCUGACAUAGAAGAACACAGUCUGGGAUCUUUAGCUGGAGAGGCUACCACUGAGACACCAGCAGGACUGGAACAAGGUCUGAGUUCUGAUUCAGCUCAGAUGGUCCCCGAACAAGUCUUGUUGAAACAAGAUUGGACAGAUGACCUAGAGCAAUCUCUGUCCCAUGAUGUUCCACCCACUCAAGGAGCAGAAUGGGUUAGGAACAUCAAAGAGGAAACCCGAAACCCUGCAACGCCACAAAAUUCUCUAGACUCCCAGAACCUCUAUAUCCAGCCCGACUCAGAUCAGAACAGAGAAUUGAGCUUUGACCUGAGCUAUGAACCAACCAGUCAGUCUUCCUUUGACCCAUACGGGUUUAAACUUAGUCCAGAACAUUCUAGUCAAACCCUCUUAGACCCAGAUGAAGCUGAACUGAGCCCAGAACCCACUGAAAAUGAUCUGACCUUUGACCCCCAGCCCUCCCCUUCUCAACAAGACCAACUGAACUUUGAUCCCUAUCGGUUUGACAUCACUUCCUCGCAGAUGGUACGGGAUUCUGACCCUUAUGGCUUUAAGCUCAGCCCUGAGGAAGAGAACCAAGAAGUGCUAGACCUCUGUGGCCACAAUAACCAGGCAAUGGACCUUUGCACCUAUGACAACGACAAGCAAGUAGAACCCACUAACUACAGCAACCAAGAAGUACUGGAACCACGCACCCAUGAAAACCAAGAAGUGCUUGAACAUUGCAGCCACAAUAAUCAGGAGCUGUUGGAUUUGUGUAACAAUGGAAACCAAGAAGUGCUGGAACCUUCUAGCCUUGACAUAAUGGAGUUAGUCCACAACCAAAACCAGGAACUCCCUAUUCUUUCUUAUCAUGACAACCAGGAGGUGGUGGAACCCUAUUGCAGUAUGAGCAAUGAGGAACUACUUGAGCCUUGUAACUAUGGUAACCAAGAAGUCCUGGAACCUUGUAGCUAUGCCAAUCAAGAAUUGCUGGAUUUCUCCCAUUCUCAAAAUCAGGAAGUACUGGAUCUAGAUAGCUAUGGCAACCAAGAAUUACUGGAUUUUAGUAGCAAAGAAAAUCAGGAAGUACUGGUUUCUGAUCGCCACAAUCAGGAAUUCCUACAGUUCAGUAGCAGUGAAAAUCAGGAAUUGCUAGACGUAGGUAGCCAUGACAACCAAGAGGUGCUCAACUUGUUGAGUAAGGAAGUUUUAUCUGAAGCAAACAACAACCAGUGUAUUGCGGAACCAGAGGUCAGUGUCAGUCCCACCGAUAACAGCUCAGAUAGCGAUGUGACAUCAGAGGACCUACUGGGACUGCAACUCAGUAACUCCAUUGUCUGCACUAACAGCACUACAAACACCAGUACUGCUGACACUCUUAACUUGGCUGUGAGCAACAUGUCUGCCAAUCAGGAUCUGGCCACAUCCAAUGCUCCCACUAGACACAACUUGUUAGAGGGUGAUCUGGGUUCAGUGUUUAGGGCUGGAGGAUACAUCGCUUGUCCUGAUGUAGCUGAUGACCUGGAGCCCCUGGACAAAAGGCAAACAAAUCCAGAGCCAGUGCAACCAGUCAGACCUGUUAGGCCUCCCCGGCCCUCACUCAAGGCCAAGGAGAAGGUUCAGUCCCAGACUCAAGGCAUUGACUUGAAGUGAUCUCUCACCAGCCAAUGCCUAUGUUGGGGUUACCAUGUCAGCAGGGUUCCCAUGACAACAACGUCAAUACAAGAGACAAUGGAGGAGAAGGAGGUGGAAUGAGGACAGAAAUAAGAGGACAAACAAAGAAAUAGAGACAAUGGGAAAUGGCAGGAAGGAGGGAUGAUUAAAUGGAGAGGAGGGAGAGAUCAUUCUGCUGUUACUUAUGGCAAUAAUUCUAGUUUCAGAUUCUUUAUAUUAGAAGAUUUUCAAGGAAAAUAUUAAAGUCAGAAGGAAGAGAUGAGAGGAAGGCAUUAUGAAAAAAUACCAUGGUGCCAUGGAACCACUUGACUUCAACAGAUUUAUUAAUCACACUAGGAAAACUGACUGGCCCAUGCCUUCAGUGCAUUUAUAGUGAUUUGUGGAAGUCAAGGCUGGAAACAGCUAUAUGAAAAUGAACAUAAAUUAUUUGAGGAUGGUCUUAGGAAAGAGAAAUUAUUCUCUCAUGUUUUUAACCCAGAUGAUGCUUGUCAUUCAACCAGAAGGUUGAUAUUAUCUGUUAUUUAUUCACAAUAUCAGCUGCCAACACUCUCCUGUGUCCUCUGAGUCUUUCCAUCCUUUCUCACAGGUUCUAACAGGACAGUGAACAUAAUCUUAUUUUGAUUUGAGCGUAGUGUUGGAACAUGUGUAAGUGGACUUACAUAGAUAAAAUGUAUAUAAAUUAUAUACUCUGCUGUCGUGGUUUUGAGAUUAUCUAGUCAGGUAGUGUUUAGGUUUAAGUUGGAUGCAAGCUGUAACAAGAGUUUGGUUGGGUUGUACAGUGAGUGCAUAUCCAAAUGAUCACAAUGGUAACAUACCUAAUGUCUUCAGUCAUCGGUUACUUUAAGGUGCUUCAGGGUGCUGAUCAUCACUACCGUACCAUGAGAAUUAAAGCAAUGGAAGUCUGCAUAAACAAGUUUUCAGUGGAUUUUAAGUUACUCUUAAAAACAUUUAGCCAGUGAACAUUAGAAUUAAUAGGUGUAAACAAAGGGACCCUCGCUGAUAAAACUGUCAGUUUUAAAUGGCCCCUACACUGCAUUUCUGUGCCCUACUUAUAAACUAUAUCCAUACUAUAUAUAUUGAUACUUUAAGGUACAAAAAAUGCACUGAUGUUUACUGGGCAUGAUUUUGGUAAUUAGCUUACAAAACAUUGAUUUUCUAAGCUGUUCGGUUCUAACACAAGAGGAUAGUUAUGAAAUUAUGCACAGGUUGACACCAAACUACGAUUUUGCAAGACAACUGCCUAUUUCACGUUACAAAACAAAACACCAAGCAAAAAUGUAUUUCUAAGAAUUAUUUGGUUCAUCUGUUUUCUGAGCUCCCACUGCACCACUAUUUGUUUUUUCUUCACUAAUUUACAGCUGUGAAAACCUGUUAUGCUGCACUAUGGGGGAGCAGUGUCCAUUAACAGCUCUCAACACCCAAAACAUCAGGAACCACUUUGAAAAAAAAAAUGAAAAUGAUAAAAACUGAAAGAUUUCACCUUGUAAAUUGGGACCACACUAAAAACAUGGUUAGAAUUACUGGUAAACAGAACUACUACAUCAGCUGGUUUAGUUUAUUAUCCAUAUAUCAAUAACAUACAGUAUGGUGGCUGGUGUGCAAGAAAAAAUUAAAACUCUGAUAUGUCCUAGAUUUUAGAAAGUAAAAACAGUGUCUCUGGCAGAGUUUGUCCACCAGAGGGCACUGACAGAUUUUUCACUGUAAAAUGUAAAAUCACUACCUAUGGGAGUCAGUUCUUUUAAGAACCUCAUUGAAGGGAUAUAUUCAAAUAUGUUUGUUUUUAUUAUGCAUUAUGCAUUUAUGCAUAAACCAAUAUUGACCAUAUAUUAUCUAAUUUCUAAUUUCAAUCCAAUAUCAAUAGCAAGAUCUGCCUCAAAAAUUCAGUAUCAGCUGGGCUAUAAUGUGUUUUAUACUAACUGUUGAAGUGUAUUGUUUUUGCAAUUGAAACUAUAAAUCAGUUUAUCUCAUAGUAUUUACCAACAGGAAAUCGUGUACAGGUUUUUGGAAUGCUAUUUUCAAUUAUACGUGCUAAACAAAGCAACAGAUAUUACAUACAUGGUUUGCUUUUCUCUGUGCUUCGGAGUUUUAUUGCUACUGUCCACAAUUUGUUUAUUUAUUUAUUUUUUCAGUUAUGAACAGCUGAUUAAUUUCAUUGUGGAAAUUUACAGUACAUCAACAGCACUCUUGGAAAUUGAACAGAUUUACAGUAGUAAACAUAUUGACACCUUUGAGGAUUUUUAUUGUAAUGUUAACACCCUACAUGCUCAAAACUAACUAACUAAACUAACUAACAGAGUUAGUGGGAAGUGUGGAAUCAGGACAGGCAGAGGGAGGGUCUAAGAGAAAACCACUACCAACAUGUUUACCCUCACAUAACCAAAGACAUAAGACAGGGCCAGUGCACAGAUAAAUAUGGGCUUUAUGGUAAAUGUAGUUGUAACUGCUCUAUCACCAUACUGCCUGUAAAAACGGAAGUGUUCAAACUCUGUCAAUGUAUGGCUCUGGGUGAGGAGAACUGUGCACAAAUACUGUGUAACAACUGCAUUUUCUCCACUGGUCUGGUAAUCAGAGCAGGGCAUAUUCAACACUAUAUAACAAAUUCAUUAAGAUAUUUGCAAAUUCAAAGAAAAAAUAUCCAUCAUCCUUAUGUAAAAUGAAGAAUGUGAAUGUAUGAGAGAAUAAUGGUGUGUCCAGCGCCCAUGAUGGAUAUACUGUAUAUCAGAUGACAGUCUACCUUAACACUGGAACAGACUUAGCAGGCACUGAAGGAACAUUUCAGUUGAUAUUAAGUUUCUGUUCACACCUACCUCAUUACUAUUUUGCCAUGAUUGCAUGACAACACUGUGAAUUCUGUAAAAGCAAACAUUAUUUGAUUUUGACACUUUGUAAACAUGUGUAGUCAAGACAAAAUGCAAAUUAAUUUACAAAGUGUAUCGCCAAGAUAUUAAAUAGUGUGUAAGAGACCUCACUGCAACAAAUGUGAUGUUCUCCUGGCUUUUAUGGACAGGAGAGCCUUUAAGCUGUCACCCUGACACCCUGACACCCUGAUGGCCAGUUACUGCUGUCCUCAGCUCUCUUGCUAAAGGUUGUUUGAAUGUGAACAGUUUAACUAACAUAUCAGUGUGAGCCAGUUUUCAGUGCUGUCUUCUUUGCAAUUCAUGAUCAAUUAAAUGUUGCUUAUUGUGGACUGGAUCCAAUUUGUCAUUCAAACAAUAGAAAAAAUGUACAGGCAUACAAAUUUUGAUUUAACUGUGGGUGGUUUGGAGAAGUCCUCUUUCACAGUGUAUGUAAUGUCAUGUCAAGAUGUGUAUAGAUAUUGUGAUUACAUUUCUGGGUAAAUCCAGUGAGAAAUUAGUAAAAGAUAAAAUAACCAGACAUUAUUAACUAUUAUUAAUUAUUAAUUAAUUAUACAACCAGAGAUAUUACAUGAGAGAGCUACCACUGUAUAAAACAAGGUUUCAGAUACAUUUACAUUAUAUUGCCUCAUAUGUUAUCAUAUCAUCAUUCUAUACAAGGCAUGAAUGGUAGCAAAACAUGAAGCUUAUCAUAAAGAGAAAUCACUUGUGAUACUGCUGAUAAACACAUACCUAACAACAUUAGAGCUAUGAGGUGGUGACAGUUACAACAGCAGCUCCAAGGCAGCAUAGUGCAGUAAAGAAUAAGAGAAUGAAUGAGAGAAAUAAAAUUAAAAAUAUAUUUAAAUGUAAUUAAAAAUAAUUAAAAAUGUAAAAAUUUACAAGCACAGUUAUGUCUUUCUGAACUUUUGUAUCCUUUCUGCUGUCUGCAGAGAAAUUGCAUCAUAGUUUUUGCUUCCAUUUUGAACCACCUGACAUUGAAUGGAGCUUGUUUCAGAGACGAUCUCAUAAAUGUGUGUCAGCAUGUCUUCUUCCCAUUUUGAAAUGCAUUUGUACAAAAUGUAACAAUAUCUGUCCAUGAUGAUGAUCAAACAAUAUCACUUAGAAAGAAAUGUUUUUUUGUUCACCUUCCAGUCACAUGAUGUGUUCAGUAUUGUCAAAUCUGUCACUUUGGCUCAUGUGUUAUAAAGUUUCAAUAGAUGGAACCUCCACUGCUAAUGCUAACUACACACUUCUUAUUCUGGUUAUCAAAACAGACCAGAAACAUUCAAAGCAUCUUCCUUUUUGACCUAAUUUCUGUUUUUUGAACUGGCAAUAGGUUGAGCCAACAUCUUCUUUUGUCAAAACCUGAUAGAGAUCUAAAUUACAUUCAUUUAUCAGACAUUAUUACAGAGUUUCAUAAAGAACCACUUACAUGACUAGAUUGGUUCUUAAACAACUGAACAAACAUUUCCCAGUGUUCUACCAGGAAUUCCCUUCAAAGCAUGAAAGGAAUUAAAAUCAACCUGCCACUUUACAGAACAAAAACAAUACGUUUAAACUGAUAAAUAGUAUCUGUGUUCUUACUACUAAGAAAUGUUGAAAGUGCAUCACUACACAUAGACACAUGUAGCACAAUUAACAUUUUGUGCACUGUAAAGUGACAAAGGACAGCUAGCAGUUUUAUUAUGGCAGUUAUUUCACUUGUUUAUUUGUGAUAGCCAACAUAUUCAUUUAUUCAUUUUGUAUUUCUUUACUUACUGGUUGUAAUAUCUGUUACAUGAUUAAGACGUGGACAUGAUAAGAAUAUUAUUGAAAGCAGUCCAGCUGUUCAGAAAAAGACAGAAGGUAAAGUUGCAUCUGGAGCUUUUCAUUUUUUGCUGUGUGUGUGGUUUCUAUGAUACAGAUGUAUGCACUUUAAAAGUAAUGGUUGAGUGAAAUUACAUUUAAAACGAUGAAAAACAAUAUGAUGAUAAUACAUUAAUGUGUAUGUUUGUUGUUGUCUAAAUGUGAUGUUCUGUGUUUGAAAAAUCAAGAAAUAAAUCUCCUCUGUAAAGCCA